This is a messenger RNA of Herpailurus yagouaroundi (jaguarundi), 840 nucleotides long. RefSeq names its product cullin-4B-like. Lineage: Eukaryota; Metazoa; Chordata; Mammalia; Carnivora; Felidae. Gene Ontology annotation, molecular function: ubiquitin protein ligase binding. Gene Ontology annotation, biological process: ubiquitin-dependent protein catabolic process. The coding region runs from base 354 to 770 and encodes 138 amino acids. The record is from RefSeq and is a predicted model, not a curated record. The transcript has 3 exons.
GUCUUAUAGGAAACAUAGAAGUUCUAGAAUCUAAUCUAGGAUACGGAAUCACGUUUGAAAUACUUCGUUAUAAAAAACUAGCAGGUCACUAAGUUGAUAUUAAUGUCGAAAUUAUUAAUACCAUUGUGCUUAUUAUGAAGGCUACAAAUCUAAGGUAAGUUUAGAAGCUUUAGCGUCCUAAAUUUUGCUUAAUUUUUAAGAAAUUGCUGAAUUAUACAUGUCAUCCACUGUGCCUUAUUUACACUGAAAUCUUAUUUAUUGAUUUCAGGCCAUCAAAAAACAAAACAAAUAUCUAUCCAACUGUAGAUACAGUGAAUUUAACAUCGAGUUAUAUCUUGUUUUGACUGUGGGAAAUGCAUUAUAUACGCAGAAGUGUAACUGAUGGGAAAAAUAUAAGCCAAAAUUUAGGCAGAUUUUUUGUUUGUUUUAGGGAUAUGGGCCUUGAAUUAUUUAAAUCAUACAUAAUUUGUGAUCAGAAUGUUCGUAGCAGGACCAUAGAUGGAAUUCUUGUGUUGAUUGAGAAAGAAAGAAAUGGCGAAAUGGUUGAUCAAUGUCUGAUUCAAAGGCUUGUAACUAUGCUUUCCGAUUUGCGGAUUUACCAAGAAUCUUUUGAGAGUAAAUUCUUAGAAGAAACAAGCAGGUUCUAUGCAGCAGAGGGAAGGAAGCUAGUGCAAAAUAAAGAGAUUCCUGGGUGUCUUUACCACAUCAAGAAGCUCCUAGAAGGAGAAGUAGACAGAGUUAGAACCUACCUAUGCCUUGACACACAGUAAGAAUUACGUAUUUUGUAUUUGUGUAUGUAAUUUCUAUAUACCAUAUUUAUAUACACUUUGAUUUUGCUUU